AUGUGGGUCUGUUUGUUCUGCCUGUCCGUCUACCUGAUCCGAGGUACCUGGUAUCCCGGUGUGGUGUGCCUGUCUGGCACGGCACACCCGGUGAAGGGCAUGCGUCCACAGGGGGAAGGACCGCCCGUGACAGUGCAAGUGGUGAGCCUGGAAAGCUGGCAAGGAAGGUACACUAGUUAG
This is a messenger RNA of Colletotrichum graminicola M1.001, 180 nucleotides long. RefSeq lists its product as uncharacterized. The transcript has 2 exons. The record is from RefSeq and is a predicted model, not a curated record. Lineage: Eukaryota; Fungi; Ascomycota; Sordariomycetes; Glomerellales; Glomerellaceae. The coding region runs from base 1 to 180 and encodes 59 amino acids.